UGGAUGGCAGUGAGUUUGAUUUGGUUUUGUGAUGGUGAGUGCUCUCCAGAAAUGUCGGUUCAAGAAGCAGCAGGAUCACCAAGGGUCGAGUUUCAUCCUAUGGACACCCAGUCUGAGGGGCUGUCCCCAGAGCCUCAGGGCAUGCAGGAAACCAACAUGGAACAGGGACCCACUGUGGCUCCACCUGUUCCCCAGGUGCCUGCUCUUCCCCACACGGGAAGCCCAGGAGACCAGGCAGCUGCACUCCUGACAGCCAGGUACCAGGAGUUUGUGACAUUCGAUGAUGUGGCUGUGUACCUCACUCGAGAGGAAUGGGGAUGCCUGGACCCUGUUCAGAGAGAUCUCUACAGAGAAGUGAUGUUAGAGAAUUAUGGGAACGUGGUCUCAUUGGGCAUACUCCUCCGCCUUCCCACCACCCGGAUACAUAAUGUGAAUUCCUGCCCGGCCCUGAGUCAUACCCAGGCAAGUGCUUUCUCUGGAGAAACACUUGCGGUCCUUUCAGCAGGAAUCGCCAAGAGAUGGCUCAAGUAUUGACUUCCCAUCGGUAGUGCUCGUCCCUGCUCGGAAACUCCUUUUCCACAAUUGUAAGAUAUUAAACUUGCUUGCUGGAAGAGAUGCUCCCCAGGAUGCCACCACGAUGUACACAUGGCAGAUCCUCAAAUGACCUCUGAGAAAUUGUGAAUGUUAAAGAAGCUUCUGUUGCAUCCCAAGGCACUUUGAACUCAAUUUGUUUCAGACACCGUGGUUGGUGGCCAUCUCCUGGUGUCUAGAGAAACGACCAAAUUCAACUCCACCUCUGCAGUCACCAUCUUUUCCCGUUAUUUUAGAAUGUGGGACAUGCACGUCCGGCUGUGUGCCUUCCUUUCCUCCCCCACCCUUUUUAUUUUUCUUGUAGCGUACACGGCCUGCCCUCGAUAAGGCCUGGCUUGGCUGCCACCCCUGAUUUCCCUCAUGUUUUAACAUUCUGGCCAUCUCCUUUCUUUAAGUUCUCCGAGGUUGUCUCCCAGGUUCUGCCUUCCUUUGUCUCUGUGGUGCUUUACAGUGGGGCAGUGGUGUGACCUUCCCUGAUCAAGUGUUCCUUAGCUCUGCCCUGCAUGGGAGAGCAAAACGAAUAAAUUUUUUAUUUCAGAGUCUAUCAAAUUGAAUAUAUAUUGAACACCUUUGUAAACUGUCAAAUGGUAUACAAUUGUACACUACUGUAAAUUUUACCUAAUUACAGAAUUUCCAACAGUUAA
Messenger RNA from Echinops telfairi (small Madagascar hedgehog), 1235 nucleotides. RefSeq names its product zinc finger protein 655 (gene ZNF655). Gene Ontology annotation, biological process: regulation of DNA-templated transcription. The record is from RefSeq and is a predicted model, not a curated record. The transcript has 5 exons. The coding region runs from base 4 to 534 and encodes 176 amino acids. Lineage: Eukaryota; Metazoa; Chordata; Mammalia; Afrosoricida; Tenrecidae.